UCUUGCUGACAAGAUCUAUGGCAGACGACAGGGAAAUUGUCGCAUGACAACACUUGCACAUAUCCAUCCCGAACACGCCUUGAUACCACUGGACGCUUCACGAGAGACGAAGCAUCGAUCAGCAUCCGCUUUACUGCCGUCGAGUUAUUAACCAACUGUAAGGUAAAUAAUAUUUUGAUUAACUUACACCGAUACACCACUGUAUAAUUACUUCUAUCCACUUUGGGGAGAUUUUUAUGAGCAGUAAUUGUCUUGGAAAACCACCGAUACGAAGGCGACGAGUAAUUAUGCCGGCUGAUCCUCGCACGCUAAAUUAGCCAGAGCCAGGCGUCCAAUUACAGUCGUAUUUUCGCAUAAACAGUAUUAAAAACGACGCACUUCGUAGAUGAAGGAGGAUGCGCAAAACCACGGAAGUCGGGGAAUACAGACUUAUCUGAUUAUUUUCUCCAUUCUUAAAAAUCUUCUUGUAAUUAAUAAAAGUACGAAAGAAAGAGCAGAUCGGUAAAUACAGGACGUCUUUCGGUGUCGUGUUCAUUGCAUUUUGUGUCUGAUACAUCCAUCGUGAACAUUUUACUUGUACGUGUGUACUUUAUUAUUCCAAUAUGUAGGAUUUCCAUUUAAUGGAAGAAAAACGGAGAUAGCUUAUACGAAACUUUAAUAUUCAGAUAGGAUUUCUGUUUAAUGGAAGGCAAACGGAGUAGUAGUUUUAAAUAUUUAUCCUGAGCUUCUUGUUUCUUCUGUUUUAUGAAUGUAUCCCUGGAAGGACUUUCAUUGGAAUUAUUAAGAUCAACAGCGUCUGUUACAUCUUGUACUGUAGCUGAUUCUUCCUGUACUAGUACCUCAUCCUGAUUCCACGUGAAUACAGUACAAACAUUCGUAAUGUGUCAGAUUCUUCUUAUAGUACAUCCUGCAGUCGGCUAAUGAAACCAACACAACAGAUUUUAGCGUGUUUUUUCUAAAACACACAAGGUACGAAACUAUAUUAUAGCCGAACAUUUUGAAACGUUCAAACGUGUUGCUCACUUUUUACUGGCGUCGGUUUCGCAAAACCAAAACUAAAACCAAUUCCUGAGUGGGGAAGAAAACAAAAGGAUCGAGAUGGGGUGUCGAAUGUCGCGCGUCCGUCCAUCCGUGAAUGGAAUCAAGCCCGUGUCAGACAACUGCGCCUGUAAGUGUCACAAAAAACAGCCGAAAAUGAGUUUUGAAGAGAUUGCCAAAAUGAAGGUGGAUUCACGGAUACCUCUGACUGCUCGCGAGAUAUUCAACAUUUGCAAGUCGUGGAAAGCCAUUUCCAGGAAUAUACUGGACACCGGUCAAACAAUGUUUCUCAAUUUGUUCGAGCAGAACGAAAACAUCCAACAGAAGUUCAAGAAUCUCAAAGACAUCGACGACAAACACCAACUGAUGCACAGUAAGACGCUGCUGUCGCACGUUACCAUGGUGAUGACGACAAUCGACGAGGCCAUAGCGAACCUCAGCGACGCCGACUACGCCAUCGGCCUGCUCAAACAGACGGGAGUUCAUCACACGACUUUCGAGACGGAGUUCGACCCGCAACUCUUCUGGCUUAUAAAAGAACCAUUUCUCAUGGCCGUGAAAGAAACUCUUGGUGAUCGGUAUACUUUCCACAUGCAAGGGAUAUACGAGAAAACCAUAACAUUCAUUCUGCAGACCCUCAUUGACGGGUACUACAAAGUCCCAAACACGACCAAGAUAGCGCCCAAAGAGGAAAAGAGCCCAAAGAAAAUCCCUUACUGAUUCCCACGUCAAAGAUUUUCUUUUUACAAGUAAGGAUUCGCAUGUGCCAGGAACGAAAUAUUUCUGUACGAUUCAGCGAUCAGGAUUCCUGUGUGGGUUCACGCUAAGUGAAACGGAGUGUGUAAACAUGUUUGAAUGUAUUGCACAGACUAAGUGCAACAGUGGAGAAAAAACCAGUGGUUGAAUGCAUCGUGGUCGUUGUACAUAGAAACAAAUGAAAUAUUAACUAUAUAUGGCUAUACAGUGUAUAAGAUAUAAGGGUCCGAGCAUUAAAAGCGUUAUUUUAGACUGAAGACGCAGACUAGUCCAUACUUCUUUAAAUGCCAACGCAAUGCCAUAACCAUUGAAUACGAAAUAAUAAUCAAUCAUGCACUGUAUUUUUCGUAUGUGAAUGAUAUAAAAUCACCAUACAAUGAUAUUAUUACGUGUCCACAUUUAGUCAUAUAGUUCUAUACUGUAAGGACGAGAAUCCUUCAUCCUCCAUUGAAUUGGUUUAACGUAAAGAAGAAAAGAUGUCUCUCUUUUUUUAUUACUUAAGUGAAAAUUCAUGAUUAGUCUUAUCUGGGAGUGGCAAUAAAAAACCCAGUCUGUUUAUUGCAUGAAUAUUGAUGAACAGUCACAAUUGCAUCUGCAGUAUAAUAAAAGUGUCUCUUCUUUAAGACAUAUUUUGUGAGAAAUGGACCAAAAAGGCGACAACUCAACUUUAAGCUACGUCAUCACCGUCAUCGCCCUGACCAGAAAGAUAGUGUCGUCUAUAUUUGACUUUCCGUUUCAUGUUUAGGUGAGACAAAAGAACGAUAAUCGGCGACAUUAGGUAGAACGUCUGGAAACUUAGAAUCAAAAACCUUGCAACAAUAUUGGCUAAUUACUGGCUGAACCUGUGUCGGGAUGGGAAUAGAAGAAACUAAAUUUACUCAUGUGCAGUCUCAGUAUAGUGCCUAUAUUGGGCUUAUUUGACGUAGUUAAUAGAAUAGUAGUGGGCGUUUAGAUUAAAGCUUUACAAGCGUUGCCCAGUCAUAGAAAAUAAAUAAAUGCAAAAAGGAUAUUUGUUUGACAAGGUUAUAAUGCAUGGUUUUGUCAUUAUCCCAGUGAAUAUUUGAAACACACACACACACACACACACACACACACAUACACAUAUAUACACAUAUAUAUAUAAAGAUAGAUAGAUAGAUAGAUAGAUAGAUAUAGAUAGAUAUAGAUAUAGAUAUAUACAGUGGACUGUCUAAAACGAAUUCGCUUGGGACCGAUGAAAUAUGCCGGGUUAGACAGAGUUCGUCCAGAGUUACGGUCCCUGCGAUAUAUUGAUAAGAAAAUACCAAUGUAAAUAAAACGUCAUAUUAACCAAACGUUCGGACUAUGUGUAAAACAUCUGUGAAGCAAGGCUAAGCAAUGCUUGUUAUAGUGAUGGGUAUAAACCUGAACGGUAUUUGCGUUUCUAAAAAAACAUUCAAAUGUUCGAACUUGCUGUUGACUAAUCGUUUUCUCUCUACCGAAAUACUGUCCUCGUACAAUUGCCGGUAAUAGUCACUACGUAUUUGUAUAUCCAUGGGCGGAUCCAGGAAAUAUUUUUAGGGGGGGACCAAAAAAGAAGGGCACAUUGACUCG
Gigantopelta aegis is the source of this 3366-nucleotide messenger RNA. RefSeq lists its product as uncharacterized. NCBI's taxonomy places the organism in Eukaryota, Metazoa, Mollusca, Gastropoda, Neomphalida, Peltospiridae. Bases 1099 to 1758 code for a protein of 219 amino acids. The record is from RefSeq and is a predicted model, not a curated record. The transcript has 3 exons. Gene Ontology annotation, molecular function: heme binding; oxygen binding.